UAUGAAGUGAUAAGGAACAUAACUCCCCUGCGUUUGCCGGCCUCCAUUACUUUUGCAGCAGUUAAGUACGACUUCCAUUUUUCAUUUUUCCACCUAACUACACUCCACCACUGUUAACAACCAUAAAUAUAUAGCAUACACACAAAUAUUAUUAAUUUUCUGUAGUUGUAUACAGUUAAUCUUGGAAUUUUCUUGUUCUAAUUACGCAAUUAUUGUAAUUGUGUUUGAUUUAGAACAAUGACAUCUUCACAAUUUCUCCGCCGCUACACCGCAUUUGUUGUUUAGAGAUCAGCUUGAAAAACCCCAUUUCAAUCUUUUUAUUCUUCUGUUUGUUUGUUUGUUGAUGAAAAGAUUGAAAUGAAGAAGUUGAAAACCUAUUAUCUGCACCUUAGACACCCAACAACAAUCGAGAGGAAGUGGAUCUUUCCACUUGCUAUAGGUUCCAUUGUUUCCCUUUUUCUCUUGUUUCUAACAACCCUAACCUCACCAGAUGGAACUCCUCUUUUGCCCCUUUACCGUUACUAUUCAUCCUAUUCCGCAGCUAAUGUAUUUGUUGAAUCAAAGCUUAAACCUUUACCUAUCUCCACUGUUCCUCCACCCCCUCGCUUUGCCUACCUGGUUUCAGGUUCUGCCGGCGAUGGCAACAUGCUGAAGCGAACCCUUCAAGCUCUUUAUCACCCAAACAAUCAGUACGUAGUGCAUCUCGAUGCUGAAUCUUCACCUGAGGAACGUCUCGAUCUGCAUAACUUUGUUACCAAUCACCCAAUUUUUAUCCAAUUCAAGAAUGUUCGGAUGAUUACUAAAGCUAAUCUGGUGACCUACCGGGGUCCUACUAUGGUUGCUAAUACCCUUCACGCCGCUGCUAUUUUGCUCAAGGAAGCUGGGGAAUGGGAUUGGUUCAUUAAUCUCAGCGCCUCUGAUUACCCACUUGUUACUCAAGAUGAUCUGCUUCAUACAUUUUCGUAUUUGCCCCGGGAUCUUAACUUCAUUGAUCAUACAAGCAAAAUUGGAUGGAAAGAGUUCCAAAGGGCAAAGCCAAUUAUCGUUGAUCCGGGAUUGUAUGCGACUAAAAAGGCAGAUGUUUUCUGGAUUACACAGAGAAGAAGUGUGCCAACAGCUUUUAAGCUUUUUACUGGGUCUGCUUGGAUGGUCCUUUCUCGCUCUUUCAUUGACUUCUGCAUAUGGGGAUGGGACAACUUGCCCAGGACUGUUCUUAUGUACUACGCAAAUUUCAUCUCCUCUCCAGAAGGCUAUUUCCAUACUGUCAUCUGUAACGCUCAGGAGUUCCGCAAUACCACAGUAAACAGUGAUCUUCACUACAUAUCAUGGGAUAACCCUCCAAAGCAGCACCCUCAUUACCUUACAGUUGAAGACAUGCAAAAGAUGGUCGACAGUAAUGCUCCUUUUGCUAGAAAGUUCCAUAGGGAGGAUCCCGUGCUUGACAAAAUUGACUCUGACCUCCUAUUUCGAGGUAAAGACAGGCUUGUUCCUGGUGGGUGGUGCAUUGGAAGUCGGAAGAAUGGGACAGAUCCUUGCUCUGUCGCAGGUAAUAUCACCGCCCUCAAACCCACUUCAGGGGCAAAGAGGUUGGAGAAGUUGAUAGGAUCUCUUUUGUCAAAUGAUAACUUCCGACCCAAACAGUGCAUAUAGCAAAAAAACAUGCCUUAGAAAGUUGUUUUUCUUAAAUUUAUAGUCUUCAGAGGAAAGCAAGGAACAUCUGAAUGUAUCCAACCUGCAUUAAUGUUGUUUUCUGCAGAAAAGAAAAAAAUUAUAGAGUAUGCUCCAGUUGCACAAGGGCAUGUGUAUCUGUUCUUUGUUUCCUCACUCUAUGAAUCAGGUUGCCCUGCAUUAACAAAGGGUGCGAUGCCCUCAUUCUGAACUUGUCACUUAUUAGGAUGGAGCAUUUUGACACCAUGAGACCCUCGGAGGAGAGAAAUGUAUCAGGUUUCGUUUCCGCUUCACAUGUGAAACUACUGUGUAGUGUGAUAUUUUCUUUUUGUUAUAGGUUGUAGAACAAGAUUAAUUGGAGUCCCUUUUAUGAGGUUUGCACAUGAUUUAAUCCGGUAAAAAAUUAUCAUCUAUUUUAUACUU
This is a messenger RNA of Solanum stenotomum, 2091 nucleotides long. Its product is annotated as beta-glucuronosyltransferase GlcAT14B. Bases 358 to 1650 code for a protein of 430 amino acids. Gene Ontology annotation, cellular component: membrane. Lineage: Eukaryota; Viridiplantae; Streptophyta; Magnoliopsida; Solanales; Solanaceae. Gene Ontology annotation, molecular function: glucuronosyltransferase activity. The record is from RefSeq and is a predicted model, not a curated record. The transcript is spliced from 4 exons.